AUGUCUUCUUCUUCCAUGGCCUUUCAAUCUGGAGCUUCUUCAUCUCCUUCAUCCUCUUCAUCUCCUUCCAUCCGUCCAUGGAAUCAUGAUGUAUUCUUGAGCUUUAGAGGUGAAGAUGUUCGCCGUAAGUUUAUUUCCCAUUUAUACCAAGCUUUGUAUAAAAGAGGAAUCAAUACUUACAUAGACAACAAUCUUGAAAGAGGGGAGGAGAUUUCACCGGCACUUUUCAAAGCUAUUGAAGGGUCAAUGAUUUCUAUCAUUGUACUAUCAAAAAACUAUGCAGAAUCUAGAUGGUGCUUAGACGAGCUAUUGAAGAUUCUUGAUUGCAAGGAAACAAUGAAACAAAUUGUUCUACCAAUUUUUUACCAUGUAGAUCCAUCAGAAGUACGACAUCAAAACGGGAUUUUUGGAGAAUCCUUUGAUAAACUUGGAGAUAAGCUUAAGGAUAAUGCAAAGAUGCUGAAAUGGAAGGUAGCUUUGAAAAGAGUAGCCGAUUUGUCUGGUUUCUCAUUAGGGAACUUCCGGAAUGAGUCAGAAUUUAUCCAGGAAAUCAUUCAAUGGGUGGACUUGAGAAUGGUAAAUCAAACACCUCUAAGCGUUGACAAGUAUCCAAUUGGGAUAGAGUCUCGUAUACAACAUAUUUAUCAGCAUUUAAGUAUUGGAAAGAAUGAUAUUAUACGCAUUGUAGGGAUAUUUGGGAUUGGUGGAAUUGGGAAGACAACUAUUUCAAAAGAUAUAUACAACCGGAUUUCUUCUCAAUUUGAAGGAAGUUGUUUCUUGAAAGAUGUUAGAGAAACUUCAAAACAAGCAGGAGGUCUAAUUACGCUGCAAAAUACCCUUCUUUAUGAUAUUUUAGGAACAAGUAUGGAUGUUCAUGAUAUUGACAGAGGCAUCAAUGUGAUUAGGCAUAGACUUUGCUCUAAAAGAGUUCUACUAAUUCUUGAUGAUGUGGAUGAGUUGGUCCAAAUAGAAAAGUUAGCUGGAGAUCAUGAUUGGUUUGGCUCAGGAAGUAGAAUCAUCAUAACGACAAGAGAUCAACGUUUACUCGAUAAUUCUAAAGCUGAUUCAAAGCAUGAGGUCAUGAUUUUGGAUGACAAUGAAGCUCUUCAACUCUUUAGCUUGCAUGCUUUCGAGAAAAAAGAACCACUGAAGGAUUUUAUGGACCUAUCUAAGCAAGUAACAAAAUAUGCUCAAGGUCUUCCACUAGCUUUAACUGUGCUAGGUUCAGAUCUAAAAGAAAGUACUCGUAGUGAGUUAUGA
Juglans regia (Persian walnut) is the source of this 1260-nucleotide messenger RNA. RefSeq names its product disease resistance protein RUN1-like. Gene Ontology annotation, biological process: defense response; signal transduction. The coding region runs from base 1 to 1260 and encodes 419 amino acids. Lineage: Eukaryota; Viridiplantae; Streptophyta; Magnoliopsida; Fagales; Juglandaceae. The record is from RefSeq and is a predicted model, not a curated record. Gene Ontology annotation, molecular function: ADP binding. The transcript has 3 exons.